AUACUUUGCGUCUGGCUCGGCGCCUGGUGGUGGGGAGAAGCGAGCGAGCUAGCUAGCCAUGAAGAGCUGACCGCUUUCGUCUCCAAAUCCUUCGAACAGAAAAACAAAGAUAAGAAAGAGGCGAUCACAUAUCGGGAAGUUUUGGAGAGCGGGUUAGCUCGAUCGAGGGAGCUGAGCGGCUCGGAUUCCAGCUGCCAGGACAUCACGGACAGCACUCAGUGCCCGACUCACAUUUACAAGGAUAUAGAGAGCGAGAACGAAAAGGUGAAAGAAUUGAAUUCGGCGAGAAGUUCGGAAGGUAUUUAUGAAUGUAAGGAGAAGAGGGAGGACGUGAAAUCGGAGGACGAGGACGGGCAGACCAAGUUGAAACAGAGACGGAGCCGGACCAACUUCACACUGGAACAGUUGAAUGAACUGGAGAGGCUCUUCGAUGAGACUCACUACCCGGACGCCUUCAUGAGGGAAGAGUUGAGUCAGAGACUAGGGUUGUCGGAAGCCAGGGUCCAGGUUUGGUUUCAGAAUAGGCGAGCCAAAUGUCGUAAGCAGGAGAAUCAAAUGCAUAAAGGGGUGAUAUUAGGAACCGGAGGCCAUUUAGACGCUUGUCGAGUUGCUCCGUACGUCAACAUGGGAGCAUUAAGGAUGCCCUUCCAACAGGUCCAGGCUCAGUUGCAGUUGGAUGGGGUAGCGCACGCCCACUCGCACCUUCACCACCACCUGGCAGCUCACGCCCCUUACCUGAUGUUCCCUCCGCCUCCCUUCGGCCUGCAGAUCGCCUCCAUCGCCGAGUCAGCCUCUGCCGCUGCUGCCGCCGCCGCCGCCGCCGCCGCCGUCAAGACCAGCAGCAAGAACUCGAGCAUCGCCGACCUGAGGCUCAAAGCCAGGAAGCACGCCGAGGCCCUGGGUCUUUGACAAUCAACGGAAGCGGGUCGCCACUAUCUCCACCACCCCCAGCAUCACCACCCCCAGUGUUCGACUGGUGGCCAGUGUCAGACUUGCCAAUUUCAGAAACUCCUCUGUCAGUAUCAACAGUUGCACUACAUGCUGCAAAUGCAAGAACCCAACAUGGGGAACAACAGUGGCAACUCCAUGCCCGGAUCUCAAGAGCACUUCUAAAAAAAAAACUCAAAAAUUCAAAAACUCAAAAAUCAGAAACAAAAAUCACUCCGUAUCACAAACAUCAAACACCCUUCCCUCGAGUCAGACACAACACGGGUGAGGGUGGACAGGGCGACUUGGAACGGACUGGUCUGGGUGAGAAAGACCACCCCUCAUUGCUGUUAGGGGGGUCUACACUGUCGGGAUGGGAGCGUUAAAACAAACUUUUGUUGCAAAUCCCUUAAAAUUGGGACAAGGCAGACUCGGCCAUUGGUACAAUCUGUGUGUGCACUCGCGUGCAUGUGUGCCUUUAUGCACAUUGGUAUGAACAUAGAUAGAUGGUCGCAAUUUAGACUGAGCGAAAUUGCUGACAUUUUCUUGCGAGUUGGGUUUGGGUGGAAAAUGGAGGGGAGGCGUUUUAGCCUGGUUGAACUCUUGAUAUUCGAACCAUUCAUUCAUUCAUCUCGCGUUCAUUCGAGUUUACCCGCGCUCAACGGUGACACAGAUGAGUGCGAAAUGAAAAAAAAAAACAAGACGUGAAACCGUGAAGAAGAACUCCGUCAAGAUGAUCUUGUCUGGGGCUGGUCUCCGCUUGAAACAA
Messenger RNA from Leucoraja erinaceus (little skate), 1696 nucleotides. It is a transcript of the gene shox, whose product is annotated as short stature homeobox. Gene Ontology annotation, cellular component: nucleus. Gene Ontology annotation, biological process: regulation of transcription by RNA polymerase II. NCBI's taxonomy places the organism in Eukaryota, Metazoa, Chordata, Chondrichthyes, Rajiformes, Rajidae. The annotation marks the transcript as partial. The transcript has 5 exons. Gene Ontology annotation, molecular function: DNA-binding transcription factor activity, RNA polymerase II-specific; sequence-specific double-stranded DNA binding. The record is from RefSeq and is a predicted model, not a curated record.